This is a messenger RNA of Umbelopsis ramanniana AG, 591 nucleotides long. RefSeq lists its product as uncharacterized. The transcript has a single exon. Gene Ontology annotation, cellular component: endosome. Lineage: Eukaryota; Fungi; Mucoromycota; Umbelopsidomycetes; Umbelopsidales; Umbelopsidaceae. Bases 1 to 591 code for a protein of 196 amino acids. Gene Ontology annotation, biological process: vacuolar transport. The record is from RefSeq and is a predicted model, not a curated record.
AUGAAAAACCAGUAUAUCCUACGUGCAACAGCUUCCGAACGACCCUGCUUUGUUUGUUCAAAGUUUUCAUCGGUAGUUCUUACGUCGGCCGAUAACUCCAACGAAGAUUGGUUUUACGUUUGCAAAUCUCAUCUUAAUGACGCUAAUUUUUGCUCAAGGAAUGGCGGAGCCUCACCACGACCGGCAUCGCCAGCUUCUCCAAAACCCCCCGUAGCCAAAAAUACCGAUGCCAAGCCAGAAUCCAAUAGCGUUUCAGACCUCUUAUCUGGCAUAGGAACUGGCAUAUGGAACACAUGGAAAGGCAAUACAAAGUCAGACGACGAACAAGCCAAGGAAAAAGACAAGCAGAAUGAGGAUGCUAAGAAGACAACUUCUGCACAGCCGGAUUCUCCAACCCCGCCUCCUGCAGCGUCAACCCCACCUUUGAAACCCACUCCUGUGACCUACAUAUUGCAUCGGGACUUUUAUUACCUACGAGAGCGAGAAGUGCAGAAGAGGAAGGCGAAGAAGGAUGCCGCUGCUAGACUGCAAAGUAUGCAAUUUCCAGAGGUUCCCAAAACCAUACCAGGAUCCCUCGCCAAACCCAACUAA